GCAGGAUUGCAGGUCGCUGCCCCUGAGUUAGCAGGGACCGCUCUGCCUCUGGAGCUGUGGGAUGGCCAACCUUGGCAGCGGGGGCCGCGGCCGGGGGCUGCCCGGCGAGCUGUCGGAGCAGGCGCAGCGGCGGCCGGGGCGGAAGUCCCUCACCCGCCAUCUUCCUUUCUAGUGACGCCCUCGGUGCGGAUCUGCCCUGACACAGAGGGAGUCAGGGUGGCUCGACCUCCGCAGCCAUGUAACCCCCUUCCCGCAGGAACGGUUUUGAUGCCGAGGCUCGCACGGGUGCCGACUUGGUGUCCCAUGUCCCGAGUGCCGGCGAGCCGGGCGGAAGUCCCUCUCCCGCCGUCGCGGGGCCGUCCCGUCAGCUGAGGGAGCCGGGGCGCCCGAGCCUCAGCGGCGGUGCGGGGCGAGCCGCUGUGUGGCCGCUGGAGGCCAGAGCGCAGGCAUGAUAACCUGUCUAUUGGAGACCGUGGGACAUUAGCCACCUAAUAGUAUUGGAUUAGUGUUAAUCUGUCUUUAAUUCCAAUAGGCUCUGUGACCUUUGAAGAUGUGGCUGUAAACUUCACUGUGGAGGAGUGGGCUUUACUAGAUCCUUCCCAAAAGAAGCUGCACAGAGAUGUGAUGGAGGAAACCUUCAGGAACCUGGCUGCCAUAGGUAUAAAUGAGGAAAAACACAAGAAGACCAGCACAUAGACAAUGACCACAGAUAUUCCAGAAGAAAUCAAAGAAAUGAAGAUGUAGAAAGACUGUUGGAACAUAACAAAGAUAGUGAAUGUGAAGAUAUCUUCAGACAGAUUCCCAACACCAUUGUGAACAGGAAAAUUUCUCAUAGAACAAUAAUUUGUGAAAGUCAUGUGUAUGAAGACAACAUGCUCAUUGGUCAUUCAUCUCUUAAUGUGUCUAUGCCUCUUCAGACUACACACAAACCUCAUCAAUAUGAGCUAUGUGGAGAGAGACUCUUUAAGAUUGGGGAAUGUGAGAAAGCCUUCAUUUAUCCAGAAUGCUUUCUGAAGGGUGACGACACUGACACUGAACAGAGCUCCUAUGAAUUUAACCAGUGUGAGAAAAUCUUCAAAAGUAAUGGCUGCAUUCAAAUACGUGUGAAUAAUGAAACUAGAGAAGAAAUAUGUAUGGAUAAGCAGCAUUAUAAUGCCUUUACUUAUCCUGAUUUUCUUCAGUAUGUUGAAAAGAUCCACACUGGAAAGAAACCCUAUGUAUGUAAACAAUGUGGGAAAACCUUUUCUUUUUUGAGUAACAUUAGAAGACAUGAACGAACUCACACUGGAGAGAAGCCAUACAAAUGUAAUAUAUGUGAUAAAACCUUCACUUGUUUAACUAACUUUCAAGAACAUGAAAGAACUCACACUGGAGAGAAACCCUAUUUAUGUACACAAUGUGGGAAAUCCUUUUCUUUUCUGAGUAACAUUCGAAGACAUGAACGUACUCAUACUGGAGAGAAACCAUACAGAUGCAAUCUAUGUGGUAAGGCUUUCAGUUACUUGACUAACUUUCAAGACCAUGAAAGAACUCACACUGGAGAAAAACCUUAUGUGUGUACACAAUGUGGGAAGGCUUUUACUUACUACUAUUCUUUUCAGACACAUAAACGAUGUCACACUGGAGAGAAACCCUAUGUCUGUAAGCAGUGUGGGAAAGCCUUCAGUUAUUACAAUUCUAUUCAGACACAUAAACGAUGUCACACUGGAGAAAAGCCCUAUGUAUGCAAGCUGUGUGGGAAAGCCUUUACCACUCUCAGUUCUCUUCGAUAUCACGAGAGGAUUCACAGUGGUGAGAAGCCCCAUGUAUGUUUGCAAUGUGGAAAAGGUUUCAAUUCUUCCAGUACCCUUCGAAUACACGAAAGGACUCACACUGGAGAGAAACCCUAUAAAUGUAAGCAGUGUGGGAAAGUCUUUAGUGUUGACAGUUCCCUUCGAUACCAUGAGAGGAUUCAUAGUGGGGAGAAACCCUAUGUAUGUAAGCAGUGUGGAAAAGCCUUCACUCGGCACACCUCCCUUCGAUGCCAUGAAAGGAUUCACUGUGGGGAAAAACCCUAUGUAUGUAAGCAGUGUGGAAAAGGUUUUAUUUCUUCCAGUAACUUCCGAAAACAUGAAUCAACUCAUUCUGGGGAGAAACUCUGUGUAUGUAAACAAUGUGGUAAAGCCUUUACCGAUCAUAGUUCACUUCGAAGGCAUGAAAGAAUUCACAGUGGGGAAAAACCCUAUGUAUGUAAGCAUUGUGGAAAAGGUUUCUCUUCUUUGAGUGGUUGUCAAAGACAUGAACAAAUUCACACUGGUGAGAAACCCUAUGUCUGUAAGAAUUGUGGGAAAGCCUUCACUAAUCCCAGUGCCCUUCGAAAUCAUGAAAGGAUUCACAGUGGUGAAAAGCCCUAUGUAUGUGAGCAGUGUGGGAAGGGUUUUAUUUCUUUUAGUAAGUUUAGAAUACAUGAACGAAUUCAUACUGGAGAGAAACCAUAUAAGUGUAAACUAUGUGUGAAAGCCUUUACUGGUCAUAGUUCCCUUCGACGUCAUGAAAGGAUUCAUAGUGGAGAGAAACCUUUUGUGUGUAAACAGUGUGGGAAAUCCUUUUAUACUUUAAGUGAUUGUCAAAGACAUGAACAAAUUCACACUGGCGAGAAACCUUACAUUUGCAAGCAAUGUGGGAAAGCCUUUACUCGUUCCAGCUCCCUUAAAAUACAUGAGAAGACUCACACUAGAAGGAAAUCCUAAGUGUAGAACAUGGGAAAUUAUUCUUAACAUGGCAAUGCAUAGGGCAGAGAACAAGUGUCAUGUUGUCUGAAGAAAUGCCUUUAGUCAUGUUGGCUGUAUUCACAGACAUGCUACUACAUACUAUAGUGAGAAAUCAUAAAUGGAUGUGCAGAUGUCUUCAGUUGGUGGACCUCUGAAAAUUUACCCAGUAUCCAAACUUGUAUAACAAAGUUAUCAGCUAUGAAACAGUUUUCAGGAUUUUGUGAAAGUUCCUUAUGUAAUAGAAUUAAUUUUUUUAAGAUUCUUAUGAAUAAGUUUGAGAAAGAAUAUUGUAUUAAUUGGUCAAUAAUUGAUAAAAUAAGUCUCUGGAAUGUUUACUUCUAUUUUUUAUUCUGUAAAUAAUUUUUCAGAUGACUUCAUCUCUAACGUUUCUUUAAGCAGUGAGUCAGGAAUUUAAAAGGUAGUCUCUUUUUAGCCAAGUCAUGUAUAUUUUCAUAUUGGAUCCAUACGUAACACAAUGUGUUUCUAAGUUGUUUUAGAGUAAUGUUAAUGAACUGUUGAAAUGAAGUGUAUUUGUAGAACUUCUCUAUUGAGAUCAUGUAGCAGCUUCUUUGAUGUUUUUUGUCUUGUUUUAUUUUGUUAGGGUUUUAGGGUUUUUUGUUUUUAUUUUUUGGAACAAGGUUUCUCUGUGUAGCCCUAACUGUCUUAGAACUCUUUAGACCAGGCUAGCAUCUAACUCAGAGAUCUACCUGCCUCUGCCUCCCCAAUGUUGGUAUUAAAGGCAUGCACCACCAUGCCUGGCUCUUGAUAUUUCUACUGUAUCUUUUCUAUUCUUAUUUUGGCUCACAGUCCAUUAUGGCAGAGAAGUCAUUAAGUAGAAGAGUGUCUGUCAUUGUGCACACAGAAGUGAAGAGUGUGCCUUAUUAGGGAUCAGUUGAAGAUACAAGAAGGACACACAUUCUCAGUGACCUGCUUCUGCCAGCUAUGCCAUACCUCGUCCUUUUCACCACUCCCAGUUACUCUUUUGACUAGGGGAAAGCUCUGGUACUCGAGUCGUUUCUGGAAAUGACACAGCAUAGUUGUGCUAUUUUACUGUAACAUCUCAGUGCAGCCCAGUUGUUUACUUCUCAGGUAAUUUAACUUUGUGUUUUAUAUUUUCAUAUGUGUUUUCUUGAAAACUUUGCACAUUAGAGUUCUCAACCCUCAUUUGGUUGCUGAGUAUGCGUUUCCUGUCAUUUUCAAGCAUUCUUUACAUACCAUCACAUAACUAGAAAUAUACAAAACCAUGCUGGGCUUAUCUAAGCAUUUAUGUAUAUAUUCACAUUAAAAAUUAAACUGCUACAAAUGCUGUCAUAGUUUAUGAGAAAAAUGGGUUGUGAACCUUGGAAUGUUUACCAAGUGGGAAGAACUGUUAAGGACCAUGAGUGAUGACGGGUAACAGGCAAUCUGGAAAGCCAUUGUCAUAAAGUCACAAAGGCGUCCUCAUCAUCACAUUUCCAUACUCAGUAGCUCCUCAGCCCUGUGUCAAGGGGUGAAACGUGGAUGUCAACACUGAGGCACUCAUUACAUGCUACUACACUCUCGUAAAAGUAAACCUGCUGUCCUGGUCUGUCACCUGGGUACCCUGUCCCUUUAAGAGACAAGCCUGGCCCACUCCCAAUCUCCCUCCUCCUCCAGCUCUCCUCUCUCUGUCUGCCCUUCUGGAGAGGCAGCUUCGGCCUCUCUCCCUUCCCUUUGUUUCUCUUUCUUCUCUUCCGUUCCCCCUUCUCCCCCUUCCUCCAUAACUACUUACUCAUACUGUUCCCAACACCCCAGCUCUCUCUGCAUGGCAUAUCUGUUUGUCUCCCGCCUGCCAUGGCCUCAGGUCACCCAGCCUUGGGUCACCCACAGUGCAGCCUUGUGAGAGUGACUGCUAUUGUUUUAUAUGUAUAUGUAUAUUGUUUUUUAUGUAUAUAGCACAGGAUUUAUGCCAUACUAAUUGUUUUAUUUCCUAUGCUAUGUGAGUUUAUGUUUCCAUUUGGGAUUAUGGAACCUAAGGUCUCUAAUUCUUUCUUAGUACUGUCAGGUUUAUGUUUCCUGUGAUUAGGGGACUUGAAACAUACAAUGUAUGUCAUUCUGCUACUGUAU
Microtus oregoni (creeping vole) is the source of this 4835-nucleotide messenger RNA. RefSeq names its product zinc finger protein 709-like. The record is from RefSeq and is a predicted model, not a curated record. Lineage: Eukaryota; Metazoa; Chordata; Mammalia; Rodentia; Cricetidae. Gene Ontology annotation, biological process: regulation of transcription by RNA polymerase II. Gene Ontology annotation, molecular function: DNA-binding transcription factor activity; RNA polymerase II cis-regulatory region sequence-specific DNA binding. Bases 873 to 2729 code for a protein of 618 amino acids. The transcript has 5 exons.